Molecule: messenger RNA, 1212 nt
Organism: Alosa alosa (allis shad)
Lineage: Eukaryota; Metazoa; Chordata; Actinopteri; Clupeiformes; Clupeidae
Product: vegetative cell wall protein gp1-like
Exons: 3
Coding region: 1-1212 (403 amino acids)
Source: RefSeq, a predicted model, not a curated record
AUGGAUUCCAAAGGGACCACAGUUCUCUGCAGUUCUGUGCUCUACACCGUUCUUCAACGGAUCCAUCAGUACCCUGCCACGCCCGUCCCCCCAGCCCUGCCCUCUGCCCAGCCCUCUGCCCAGCCCUGCCCUCUGGCCCAGCCCUCUGCCCAGCCCUCUGCCCAGCCCAGCCUAGUCCAGCCCUCUGCCCAGCCCUGCCCUGCCCAGCUGCCCCCAGCCAUCCCUCCCAGCCCUCUGCCCUGCCCAGCUCAGCCUGCCCUCUGCCCUUGUCCCAGCCUCCCUGCCCAGCCCAGCCCUCCCCUGCCCCCCAUCCCUGCCCAGCCGCCCAGCUCAGCCCUGCCCUCUGCCCAGCCCAUCCCAGCCACUCAUCCCUCUGCCCUCCACUCUGCCCAGCCCAGCCCUCUGCCCCCCCCUGCCUCUCCUAGUCCAGCCCUCUGCUCUGCCCAGCCCUCCUGCCCAGCCCAGCCUAGUCCAGCCCUCUGCCCAGCCUCCUCUGCCCAGCCCAGCCUAGUCCAGCCCCUCCCCUCUCUGCCCAGCCCUGCCCUCUGCCCAGCCCCAUCCCUGCCUGCCCUCUGCCUGCCCUCUGCCCAGCCCUGCCCUCUGCCCAGCCCAUCCCAGCCCAGCCCUGCCCUCUGCCCAGCCCAUCCCUGCCCUCUGCCCAGCCCUCUGCCCAGCCUAGCCCAGCUCAGCCCUGCCCUCUGCCCAGCCCAUCCCAGCCCAUCCCUGCCCUCUGCCCAGCCCAGCCCUGCCCUCUGCCCAGCCCAUCCCUGCCCUCUGCCCAGCCCUCUGCCCAGCCUAGCUCCCUGCCUUCCCCAGCCUAGCCUAGCCCAGCCCAGCCAGCCCAUCCCAGCCCAGCCCCUGCCCUCUGCCCAGCCCAGCCCCUGCCCUCUGCCCAGCCCAGCCCAGCCCAUCCCAGCCCAUCCCCUGCCCUCUGCCCAGCCCAGCCCUGCCCUCUGCCCAGCCCAUCCCUGCCCUCUGCCCUGCCCUCUGCCCAGCCCUGCCCAGCCCAGCCCUGCCCUCUGCCCAGCCCUGCCCUCUGCCCCAGCCCAGCCCUCUGCCCAGCCCUGCCCUCUGCCCAGCCCAUCCCAGCCCUCUGCCCUCUGCCCAGCCCAUCCCUGCCCUCUGCCCAGCCCAGCCCAGCCUUCUGCUCUGCCCUCCUGCUCUCCCAUGCGGCCCCUCAGCAGCUGGUUGCAGCCGUGGCCUACUGGUUAG